AUGCACGCCCUGUUCAAGCAUUACUCGCCUAACUUCCUCGGAUGCUCAGGAUCUGGACAAAGGCCAUUGUUCUCGGGCAUAAGCCACAUCAUCCAAAGCGAGGCGGUGCAUAGCCAGACCAACCAUGUCACGGUCCCAUCGUUGAAGUUGCAUCAACACCGUGUGGCUGCUCUGACCGCAAAACCUGUUCCCGCUCGACCCUUCACCGUAUCCACACCAUCCUUCAGUGGCUCGAUGGCAUCCUCUAGCGACCACGAAGUCGACUCUGGCUACUCGUCCUCCACGUUGGAGCAGGAAGUUUCUUCUCGCGUUCCCUUACCCACUCCUUUCUCCCAAAAUAUCGCGGCAAACGUGGUAGACUUCCGGUCUCAGGGCGCGCGCGGCGUAUCCCUCGCAGACUGGAUCCGGCUCUCAGAAAAGAGGAAGACGCACACAUGCCUCGACGAUCCCAACGAGAGCUUGGACGAACUUGUGGACGAUUGGAAGAUAUUAUACCAGUGUCAGUGGCCUGGAUAUGACGCCCACACGUGCUACGUAGCCGUGCCCGAAGAAGUUGCUGCGGGCACCGCUCCUUUGACGAAGGUCGACUUGCUCGACAUGGUCUGCCAUACUCUAGCAGAUUGGGUAUUAGCGGUUACCAGGCGCAGACACACGGAGUGUUCGGCUCCGGCGUGGGUCAUCGGACUGGACGAGAUUACGUUCAAGCACAUCUACCUCGUGUCCGUGGUCGAAGUGGAGGGCUACGUAAGGAAAUGGGUGCCGGUCCUAGAGAUCGAUGCGGAGGCUCUUAGGAGCUGA
Molecule: messenger RNA, 798 nt
Organism: Trametes versicolor FP-101664 SS1
Lineage: Eukaryota; Fungi; Basidiomycota; Agaricomycetes; Polyporales; Polyporaceae
Exons: 3
Coding region: 1-798 (265 amino acids)
Source: RefSeq, a predicted model, not a curated record